ACAAAAUGGCGGACAAACAAACAGAGAAAAAAUCUGGCAGCAGCCAUUUAAAACGAUUUUUGAAAGAUUUAAAGUUGUUUAAAGGAACAAGCUCAAAUGUUGAAGAACUUCAAGGUAGGUUGCUAGCUGUGGUUUGUUCUCGUCCUGUUAGUCUCAGUGAAGUGGAAAGGUUAAUUUUAAAGGGAGCUCCAGUGAAUUCAAGGAGUGAGCUUUGGCAAGACUAUACAGCUUUGCAUUUUGCGUGCAGGAAUGAUGAUAUUCCUACUGUUCAACUACUUAUUCAAUAUGGUGCUGAUGUAAAUGCGAGAGGAGACGAUGGCUCUACACCAUUACAUGCUGCGUUGAGUGGUUCACGGGAGCCUCAGUGUAACUUGAUAAAACUUUUACAUAAAAACGGUGCUAACUUGAACGCUUUGAAUUUCCGAGGAGAGACUCCUUUACAUUUAGCAGCAACAUCACAGUCUACUUCUAGUGCUACGACACUAAUUUCGCUAGGUGCUGACCCAUUUAUAUCGACAUACCAGUACCAGUAUGAAAGCGCGACCAGUCGCAUGGCCUGUCCCAUUGGCAAAAUGGGUAGACCAAUCGGCCACUGUUUGACCUCAGGGAGACUCCAACUCAUUCUUCUUUUUCUUCAACACGGCGAUUCCUUUGAAGAUUAUAAAACUUCUACUCUUUUCUAUGCAUAUUCAAGGUCUAUGAACUUAGAAAUUGUUAAGUUGCUGGUCGAAGCUGGCUUGAGAGUGCCUCAGGAUAUCUUCCGAAGGGAGGAUAUGAGCUUGAGUUUUGAAAAGUGGCCAGACAGCUUUAUUGAAUGGCUUACAGGUCCAAGGUCAUUACAGCUACAGAGUAUGAGGACAAUAAGAAAUUGUGUUGGAAAUAGAAACUUAGGAAGAAUAGCAGAGCUCUCUUUGCCGACUAAGUUAAAAGACCGAUUGAUGUUCAAGUUUGAAGGCAUUGGAGUGAAGAAUGAUUCAAAUUGUUGUGUCGAUAAAGGUGUUGGAAAGACAAGCAGAGGAAUGUAUUUUUUCAAUAUUUAUGAUCAUGCCAUACCAUGCAGGUGUAUUUCAAGCUAGACAUUUAUGACUGACUGUUGUCGGUUCCAUGCGAUGACGAGGAUGAGGAGUGUAGCCAGGAUUUUCCAAAGGGGGGAGGGGGGGGAGCAAAUUAAAAAAUGCUUCAUUUUGUUUGGGCCCCCAAAACGAUGAACCAAAUAAAGCAUUACUGUUUAAAUUCUAAAAAGCUGCAAUUUGUUGCCACAAAGAGGGAGCCAUGGCCCCCUCAUCCCUGCCUAUACACCCUUGAGGAUUAAAGUUGCAAAAAGUUAAUUCGUGUUUGUAGUCAUAACCAUGGGCGGAUCCAGGGGGAGGGUCGGGGGGUCGCGA
Actinia tenebrosa (Australian red waratah sea anemone) is the source of this 1385-nucleotide messenger RNA. RefSeq lists its product as uncharacterized. NCBI's taxonomy places the organism in Eukaryota, Metazoa, Cnidaria, Anthozoa, Actiniaria, Actiniidae. The record is from RefSeq and is a predicted model, not a curated record. Gene Ontology annotation, molecular function: protein binding.